This is a messenger RNA of Danio aesculapii, 3628 nucleotides long. It is a transcript of the gene ing5a, whose product is annotated as inhibitor of growth family, member 5a. Gene Ontology annotation, biological process: positive regulation of DNA-templated transcription; positive regulation of apoptotic signaling pathway. The transcript is spliced from 8 exons. Gene Ontology annotation, cellular component: nucleus. NCBI's taxonomy places the organism in Eukaryota, Metazoa, Chordata, Actinopteri, Cypriniformes, Danionidae. Bases 66 to 794 code for a protein of 242 amino acids. Gene Ontology annotation, molecular function: chromatin binding. The record is from RefSeq and is a predicted model, not a curated record.
AUGUUGUUCCAGCUCACGCGGACGAGAGGAGAAAAACACACUGGAAACGAGUGAAGAUUUUACACAUGGCGACGGCGAUUUACCUCGAACAUUAUCUCGACAGUAUUGAAAAUCUGCCCUGUGAGCUGCAGAGAAACUUCACCCUGAUGCGGGAGCUAGACAACAGAGCCGAAGAGAAGAAAUGUGAAAUCGAUAAACUGGCGGAGGAAUACAUCGCUAACGUGCGCAAUUUGGCCCCGGAUCAGAGAGUGGAGCAUCUGCAGAAGAUUCAGAACGGCUUCAGCAAAUGCAAAGAGUACAGUGACGAUAAAGUGCAGCUCGCCAUGCAGACAUACGAGAUGGUGGACAAGCACAUCAGAAGACUGGAUGCUGAUCUGGCUCGCUUUGAGAACGAGCUGAAGGAGAAGCUGGAUGUUAGCGGCUACGAGAGUCCAGACAGCAGAACGCACAAGAAGGUCACUGGCAGAGGAAACCUGAAGGAGAAACGGCGUCCCAAAGGAAGAGGACGGAAAUCUUCAGACGACGAAUCGCCGCGGAAAAAGAAAAUGAAAAACAGUCCUGAGUUCCCAGAAUCCAUCUUACCGGUUCAUCCGUCAGACGUUUUAGACAUGCCUGUCGACCCCAAUGAACCUACGUACUGCCUGUGUCACCAAGUGUCAUACGGAGAAAUGAUUGGAUGCGACAACCCGGAUUGUCCCAUUGAGUGGUUUCACUUCGCCUGCGUCGAUCUGACAACAAAACCCAAAGGGAAAUGGUUUUGUCCGCGAUGCACUCAGGACCGAAAGAAGAAAUGAGAUGCACCUUUGUAACAUUGAGAGAUUACAUUUCUAUAUCUAUAUAUGUAUAUGUAUUUUGUCUAAGUGGUAAAAUAGGAUUAUAUAUAUAUAAAUAUAUAUAUUCCCUUAUAUGACCAUGAUGAAAUACGUGAGGGUCGCAAGAAAAACAAAGUUUUUAUUUUUCAAAGUACUUGAAAUGUUUCCAUUUGUUUCAUGAUGUGUCGUCAAAUGUCUUUUUCAGGCAAUUUAGAAUAUAUUAUAUAUGACAUAUAUACAUAUAUAUUUUUCUUUUUACUUACUGAUUAGUAUGUAUUUUCGUUUUUACAAAGCUUCAAGCAUCCACUUGUGUGCUUCUUGUGCUCAUGAAAUGUUUUAGCGUGGAUCUCUUGAGAUGACGAUUUUGCUGCACUUAAAGUAAUGCGACUACUUUUCCUUUUGUUAGAUUUGCUUUCGAACUCUUCCUGUUGUUCGAGCAAAGCGAAACUUUUAAAGCGCGAGAUAUUUUAUUGUUCCUAAUUAUGUAAAUGCAGAAAAUUACCUAAAAUGGUGGGGUAUAAAUGGCAUCGUUUGAGGCUUUUUUCCAUUUGAGUUUGACAAUCGAAUCCUGCGUCAUUCCUUGUUUUUGUUCACAGGAAACGUUUUUUGUGUGGAAGGCCAUCAGUUCCAGAAGUCUGUAAAGAAACACAAUGUGUUGAUGUUGUUAUUGUGACUACCAAUUAACAAUCCAUUUAACUAGUCAACAUUUUGAGUCACUCAAAACAUUUAAUUCAAGAGUUCCUCAAAACUAAACAUUUUAAAUACUUAUUCUUUCCAGAUAAAAAAAAUACUAUGGUCAACUAUGGUAUUUACUAGAGUGUUUCCAACCCUUAAUUCAAUUAAUCUGAUUAUUCCACAGUCGCUACAGUAUAGUACAUAAACAACAGUACAGUAACAUAAACAAAAAUGACCCAAUUCUGCAGUUUCCUAUGUUGUGGUGAUUCUACAGUUGCUAUGGUAACACAAAAACUAAAGUAAUACAAACAAAUGACCCAAUACUUUAGUUUCCAGUGUUGUGGUGAUUCUACAGUUGCUGUGGUAACACAACAACUAAAGUAAUACAAACAUAUGACCCAAUACUGUAGUUUCCUAUGUUGUGGCUAUUCUGCAGUUGCUAUGGAAACACAGCAACUGCAAUAAUAUAAACAAAAAUGACCCAAUACUGUAGUUUCCUAUGUUGUGGUGAUUCUACAGUUGCUAUGGUAACGCAAAAUCUACAUUAAUAUACACAAAUGACCCAGUACUGCAGUUUCCUUUGUUGUGGUGAUUUCUACAGUUGUUAUGGUAACACAACACUUAAAGUAAUACAAACAAAUGACCCAAUACUGUAGUUUCCAGUGUUGUGGUGAUUCUACAAUUGCUGUGGUAACACAACAACUAAAGUAAUGCAAACAAAUGACCCAAUACUGUAGUUUCCUAUGUAGUGGUGAUUCUACAGUUGCUAUGGAAACACAGCAACUGCAGUAAUAUAAACAAAAAUGACCCAAUUCUGUAGUUACCUAUGUUGUGGUGAUUCUACAGUUGCUAUGGUAACACAACAACUAAAGUAAUGCAAACAAAUGACCCAAUACUGUAGUUUCCAGUGUUGUGGUGAUUCUACAGUUGCUGUUGUAACACAACAACUAAAGUAAUGCAAACAAAUGACCCAAUACUGUAGUUUCCUAUGUUGUGGCUAUUCUACAGUUGCUAUGGUAACAAAACAUCUACAGUAAUAUACGCAAAUGACCCAAUCCUGUAGUUUCCCAUGUUGUGGCUAUUCUACAGUUGCUAUGGUAACAAAACAUCUACAGUAAUAUACACAAAUGACCCAAUACUGUAGUUUCCUAUGUUGUGGCGAUUCUACAGUUGCUAUGGAAACACAACAACUAAAGUAAUAUAAACAAAAAUGACUCAAUUCUGUAGUUUCCUAUGUUGUGGUGAUUCUACAGUUGCUGUGGUAACACAACAACUAAAGUAAUAUAAACAAAAAUGACUCAAUUCUGUAGUUUCCUAUGUUGUGGUGAUUCUACAGUUGCUAUGGUCACACAACAACAACUACAGUAAUAUAAACAAAUUACCCAGUCUUGUAGUUUUCUAUGUUGUGGUGAUUCUACAGUUGCUAUGGUAACACAACAACAACUACAGUAAUAUAAACAAAUUACCCAGUCUUGUAGUUUUCUAUGUUGUGGUGAUUCUAAAGUUGCCCAUGUAGCACAACAACAACUACAGUAAUAUAAGCAAAUUACCCAACACUGAAGUUUUCUGUUUCAGUAAUUCUACAAUUGCUAUGGUAACACAAGUACAACAACAACAAAUAUAGUCUCCAAUACAGCAGUUUCAUUGGUGCGAUUAUAUUUGAAUCUUUAUAGACUUUUGGCACUAAUGGCCUUCCAUACGGCGCGCACGCGGUUUCAUCCGAAUGUUUAAAGACUCGAUUUUGCGGGUUUCUCCGUGUUUAUGCACUUUUAAUCGGGAAUUUAUCGUCGUUUUUCAUUCCUAUAAGAGUCAGAGAGUCAUCAAAAUGUCAGAGGAUCUACCAAAGUGAGAUGAAUCUACGUUAACGCUGCUUUUGUGUUGUUUUAUGACUGAAUAUGUGAUCCAAAUAUGAAACAUCAGAUGUUUCUUCUAUCAUAUUGAUGUGAGGCUCAGACUACCUUAUUGAACACAUGCUAUAUUGCGUCAUCAGUAAAGUCCACCGGGUUGAAAGUGUGACAAUCAAGUAGCGAUUUAUUUUUUCAUCUUUAAAGACGCCUGGAUAUAUAUAUAUAUAUAUGAAUAUAUGGACUAGAUGUUCCGUACAGCUUUUGGUAAAAACAAAUAAAUAUUUACCAUUACAA